Molecule: messenger RNA, 432 nt
Organism: Echinostoma caproni
Lineage: Eukaryota; Metazoa; Platyhelminthes; Trematoda; Plagiorchiida; Echinostomatidae
Source: the annotation of a GenBank genome assembly
AUGAUUGUUGGUUCCAUAGAUCCAAAGGAUCACGUGAGACAAGGCGCAGCCAAUGAAUCAAAGGAAAUAGUGUCAGACUCUGUUCGACCUGAAACCUUGCCCAACCUAUCCGACCCUAACAUGAUUGCUCCUGUGCCUGUUGUGCCUGGACUAAGUUCGAACCCUGAUUUCUGGUUACCAGCAUGCCCUUUACGACCUGUCCGACCCCCACUAGUCCCGGAUACAGAAACUGGUCCUGCUGUCACUGCCGGUAUAAGGGACACACUAACACGAGCCAAACCAGACCCCGAACGAGUUAAACCGCGACAGAAUCUUGCCGAAACUGAUCCAGCAGCCUUUGUGCUUUUGUUGACCAGCCGUCUGGAAAAAGUAAAGGAAUCACGCGGAAAAAUGGAAAAGUUACUCUCUUGGGUGAAUCAGGUAAGAGUUUGA